Messenger RNA from Fonsecaea multimorphosa CBS 102226, 1668 nucleotides. RefSeq lists its product as uncharacterized. Gene Ontology annotation, molecular function: oxidoreductase activity. The coding region runs from base 1 to 1668 and encodes 555 amino acids. NCBI's taxonomy places the organism in Eukaryota, Fungi, Ascomycota, Eurotiomycetes, Chaetothyriales, Herpotrichiellaceae. The record is from RefSeq and is a predicted model, not a curated record. The transcript is spliced from 4 exons. Gene Ontology annotation, biological process: carotenoid biosynthetic process.
AUGAACAAGCCAAAAAGCGCUGUCAUCGUAGGCGCAGGUGCCGGCGGCAUUGCCAGCGCUGCCAGACUCGCCAAAGCCGGUUUUCGAGUGACCGUACUUGAGAAGAACGACCAUACGGGCGGACGCUGCAGCUUGAUACACGACGAUGGCCACCGGUUCGAUCAAGGCCCUUCUCUCCUCCUCCUGCCCGACCUCUUCGAGGAAACCUUCACCGACCUAGACACGUCCCUUGAGGCCGAAGGGGUAGAGUUGCUCAAAUGCGAGCCCAACUACAACGUCUGGUUCGGCGAUGGGGAGUGCAUUGAGCUGUCCACGGAUGUUGCCAAAAUGAAGAAGACGAUUGAGCGUUGGGAGGGAAAAGAGGGGUUUGAGAGAUACCUCGCGUGGAUGAAGGAGGCUCAUGUUCACUACGAGGCUAGUGUUGUUCAUGUACUGAGGAAGAACUUCUCCACAAUAUGGGCAAUGGCCCGUCCGAGCUUCCUGCCCUACCUUAUGGCCCUCCACCCCUUCGAAAGCAUAUGGAAUCGGGCAGCGCGAUAUUUCCUGACGGAGAGACUGAGGAGGGCUUUCACUUUUGGGAGCAUGUAUAUGGGCAUGAGUCCCUUUGAAGCUCCUGGCACCUACAGCCUGCUCCAGUAUACCGAACUGGCGGAAGGCAUAUGGUAUCCGAGAGGCGGGUUUCAUCGAGUCUUGGACGCUUUGGUCCGAGUUGGGCAACGUCUCGGGGUCGAAUACAGACUGUCGACACCUGUUGCUCGAGUAAAUGUCGACGGAUAUUCCCAGCGCGCCACGGGCGUUACGCUGGCCUCUGGAGAAGUUGUGAACGCCGACCUUGUCUUGGUCAACGCCGAUCUCGUCUAUGCCUACAACGAGUUGCUAUCUCCCUCUCAUCAAGCCACAACAUUGUCGAAGAAACCGGCUUCUUGUUCCAGCAUCUCAUUCUACUGGUCCAUGGACAAGGUGGUCCCUGAGCUCCACACGCACAACGUCUUCCUGGCCGAUGACUACCAAGACAGCUUCGACGACAUUUUUAAGCGACAACAGAUUCCGAAAGAGCCCUCAUUCUAUGUCAAUGUGCCCUCGCGUGUCGAUCCAAGCGCCGCUCCCGAGGAUCGAGACAGCGUGGUGGUGCUCGUUCCCUGUGGUCACCUAUUGGAGGGAGAGUCUGAUCGGGGCCUCAACCCGCAAAGCGCGCAGGAUUGGCAGUCUAUGGUUGCAAAAGCUCGGCACGCAGUAUUCGAAACGAUUCGUCUCCGGACAGGGGCCGAUCUUCAAUCCCACGUGGUUCACGAGAUAGUCAAUACGCCGGGCACGUGGAAAGACAGAUUCAAUCUUGACAGGGGCGCCAUUCUUGGAUUGAGCCACUCGUUCUUUAAUGUGCUCAGCUUCAGGCCCGGGACGAAACACGCGGCAAUAGGAGGCGUGUACUUUGUGGGAGCCAGCACUCACCCAGGAACCGGUGUGCCGAUUGUGCUGGCUGGGAGCAAGAUCACCAGCGAACAAAUCCUCGACGACCUUGGCAUGAUCAAGCCGUGGUCUCCGGGAAACCACAAGAGGAGGGUGGUGAGCGAUCUGGACAAGUGGGGAAAGCCUCCUUUGGACCUCGUGCACACCCUUAUUGUUGUAUUCUUCGCGUUGGUGGUGAUGCUUAUGCUCGCCGCUAGAUGA